AUGGGUUAUAAUAACUCUCUGUUAGCUAUUCUUUCAGUUGGGAAUUUGGUACUCCAGUGUGCAGCUCAGGAUGUACCCUCCUUUGAUCCUGAACAUCCACUCCCAACAGUGGUUCCACACAAGCUCGGUCAGCAUCAAGAUCACACAGGACCACUAGACAGACCAGAGCUACUGACGGAUCAUACCCACUUCGUUUCUGGGCCAAACGUCCAUCAACAUCAUCACACUGGCUUCUUCCACAAUGUACCUCCAGCUCCAGAACCCUCAGUGAACAGCUACAUUGCAACCCUCAGCUACGUUGUUGGGCUUAGUAACGAGAGAAUUCCUAAAAGGUUAAUAUUUGCUGUGCUGAAUGGUAAGCGUCUGAGGGGUAGACCAAAGCGAAGGUGGGAAGAUUGCAUUAAAGCCGAUCUGAAGGGACUGGUUUUGGACGGCGAACGGUGGAGGGAGGUAUAUAAUAAGCGAUUGGUGAUGUCGGCAUCUAACCUUCGGGUUCGCUAA
Nezara viridula (southern green stink bug) is the source of this 501-nucleotide messenger RNA. NCBI's taxonomy places the organism in Eukaryota, Metazoa, Arthropoda, Insecta, Hemiptera, Pentatomidae. The record is from the annotation of a GenBank genome assembly.